Scatophagus argus is the source of this 2748-nucleotide messenger RNA. RefSeq names its product serine hydroxymethyltransferase, mitochondrial-like. The record is from RefSeq and is a predicted model, not a curated record. Gene Ontology annotation, molecular function: serine binding; zinc ion binding; mRNA regulatory element binding translation repressor activity. The transcript has 12 exons. Gene Ontology annotation, cellular component: mitochondrial matrix; BRISC complex; nucleus. Bases 137 to 1645 code for a protein of 502 amino acids. Gene Ontology annotation, biological process: folic acid metabolic process; protein homotetramerization; regulation of oxidative phosphorylation. NCBI's taxonomy places the organism in Eukaryota, Metazoa, Chordata, Actinopteri, Scatophagidae.
ACAGAUAAUAUACUGUUGUAACCACUUACAACAGUGGCUCAAAGUUCACAUGUCCUUGGCUUUGCUCCAGUACAGACUUUUACGUUCACCCUUUGCACCUUGAACAGUUUUCUGUUUUCCCAGCCCUGUAACAGAUAUGCUUUCUCUGUCAUUACGGCAAACCUUACGGCCCCUUUUCCUCAGGGCUUCAGGAUGUUUGGGCAGAGAGGCGCAGGUCACAGGGGAGUGGUGCAGGCAAGGCUUCAGCAGCGCCAGUGGGUGGACGGGACAGGAGAGCCUGGCCCAGGACGACGCAGAGAUAUGGAGUCUCCUGCAGCAGGAGAAGGACAGACAGUGUCGAGGACUGGAGCUCAUUGCAUCAGAGAACUUCUGCAGCCGUGCAGCACUUGAGGCCCAGGGCUCCUGUCUGAACAAUAAAUACUCUGAGGGAUACCCAGGGCAAAGGUAUUAUGGAGGUGCAGAGAUUGUAGACAAGAUUGAGCUGCUGUGUCAGAAGCGAGCGCUGAACGUCUUCGGCCUGGACCCAAACCUGUGGGGCAUCAACGUCCAGCCGUACUCCGGAUCCCCUGCUAACUUUGCAGCCUACACCUCUGUACUGCAGCCCCACGACCGCAUCAUGGGCCUGGAUCUGCCCGACGGAGGACACCUUACCCACGGCUACAUGACAGACACCAAGCGAAUCUCAGCCACCUCCAUCUACUUUGAAUCGAUGCCUUACAAGCUGGAUCCCAAAACAGGUCUGAUAGAUUAUGAUCAGCUGGAGAAGACGGCCAGACUCUUCAGACCCAGACUCAUCAUAGCAGGAACCAGUGCCUACGCUCGCCUCAUCGACUACGCUCGCAUGAAGAAGCUGUGUGUGGAGAUUAAUGCCUACCUGCUGGCAGACAUGGCUCAUAUCAGCGGCUUGGUGGCAGCAGGAGCUAUUCCCUCUCCUUUCGAGCAUGCUGACCUGGUCACGUCCACUACCCAUAAGUCCUUGCGUGGAACAAGGGCCGGUCUGAUAUUUUACCGAAAAGGUGUGCGGUCUGUGGAUAAGAAAGGUCGGGAGGUGACCUAUGACCUGCAGGACAGGGUGAACUUUGCCGUCUUCCCAUCACUUCAGGGGGGACCUCAUAAUCACGCCAUUGCUGGGGUGGCCGUUGCCCUCAAACAGGCCUCCGGUCCCAUGUUCAAACAGUACAUUGCUCAAGUGAUGCUGAAUGCCAAGACCAUGGCUAAUGCUCUGCUGAAGAAAGGCUACACCCUGGUGUCAGGUGGAACAGACAACCACCUGGUUUUGGUUGACCUCAGACCCCGUGGGAUGGACGGGGCUCGAGCCGAGAGGGUCCUGGAGCUAGUGUCCAUUACUGCCAACAAGAACACCUGCCCCGGAGACAAGAGCGCUUUGACUCCAGGAGGACUCAGACUCGGAACUCCGGCUCUGACAUCCCGACAGUUCAAGGAGGCAGACUUUGAAAUGGUUGUGGAGUUUAUUGAUGAAGGGCUUCAGAUUGCGUUGGAUGUGAAGAAGAAGACUGGAAAUCUGGCCAGCUUCAAGUCCUUUCUGCUGGAGGAUUCAGAGACAGUGUCACGCAUCGCAGUGCUCCGCCAGCGGGUGGAGCUAUUUGCCAGGCCCUUCCCCAUGCCCGGAUUCACUGACCACUAACGACACUAAAGUCCCCACCACUUCAUGGCUGUAUCCUUUUCCUUUACAACUCCACUAAUCUGAUAGUCUUAAAUUUUUAGAAAUAUUACCUGGUAAACAAGCAUUUUUCCAAACGUUGUGUGAGUAACACUUUGAUCUAAGUCCCCUCUCAGGUAUUUGAGGCUACGUAAUGGCCCACAUGGCCUCAUAUUACAGCCCCCCUCCUGUUUUGACUCCAAGGUUACAGCCUUGAAGUAGAGACUGAUGUAUAAAAAGAUAAUAAAUGAUGAUAUCGUGUUGUGAUAUAAAAUAUGUCUUCAUAGUUACAAUAGAAGAAGAAGUUACAAUUGUUGACAAAUACUGUACAUUGUACAUUAACAAAUAAUUUAAAAUAUAUUUAUGUCAUUUCAUAAUGUGUUUAUUGCCAGUACCAAAGCCUGCAUAUAAACACUAAACAUGGGGGACUUAAAGUGUUAAAUAAAUGUCUUACGUUCCUUGUGAGAUGAUACCACGAUGAUGAGGUGAUGUUACUUUUUCAAAAUGUUUCACAUAAGCAGACUUCUUUGUGUUGGUAACCAACUUGAUAGAACAAUUUAUUCCACUUUGACAACAUUUAACAUUGCAGGCAAGUGAUGCUGAGGUUGAUAAUGAAGAUGCUUUCCAUGGAGACUGCUUACAGUGGCCUGAAAGUGUUGCACAGUGAUGUGUCUACGUUGCUGUGAAUACAUCAGCAGCUGCUCUGAUACAUUUUCCACUUUUCAGAACAGACUGUUGUUCGCUGCCCUAAGCCAAGAAGGUACUUGAGUGUUUUAAGUAUUUGGCUUUUUCUCACAAAGCUCUUUUUAGAGGUCUUAUCAACAUCAGGCUUUGUCCCAGGCCCUGGGAAACUCACAGCAGCUGUGUUUUUGAACUGAACAAAAGCUCAGCUUACAUUCACAAAACCACAAACCAAAAAAGCUGAAGCAGUUCAAAAGUACAAACUGUCUACAUGCGUGUUUUGUAUCACAUGCUAAUGCAGCUUUUCAUACCUUCACUUUAUGUAAUAAAGGAUUUGUGAAGAAUGUACUGUAAUGUAUAUAAAGUAGAUCUUCUUCAUUGCAAUAAAAGCUAAUUCUGAAUGUUUA